AACCACCUCUUCUUCUCUCUUGUAAAAUUUCACAUAUAAAUACCAAAGCAUCUCGUCCCUGCUCCCUUUCUUCUUCAAAAAACACCUUUUAACAAUCUGAGAAACUUCAAUUUCCCUCCCCAAAAGUUUCCUUAUGGAUACACCGGUCCUCCAUUCAAACAAGUGUAGUUCCUCUGUUUCCUUUAAUCAGUUUCAGCCCUUUGGUAUCUUUCCCUCAGUUGAUUUUCAUCGUUUGACUUUUAGUCAACUCUGUUUUUGCUUUUGACCUUAAUUUACCGGAGCUGUCACCAUGGGAAGAAAGAGUUCGCAAAGGAAGAAUGCGGUGAUGUUGGAUAGUGAUGACGCGGAUAGCGUGAGUUCAUUGUCAACUUCUCGGUCAGAUAUGAUAGUGUCAGGUGUAGAGGAGGUUCAAGUUGACAAGGAGACUUUGCUUGAUCAAUGCGUCGAUGCCCUCUAUGAGAAAAGGGGAUCAACAAGAGAGAACGCUCUUGCGUCUAUUAUAGAAGCCUUCAAUAGCGACAUACAACAUGAGUUUGUUGAAAAGAAGUUUGCCACUUUGUUGCAACAAUGUCUGAAUUCCAUUAAACGGGGCUCCUCCAAGGAGAUAGCUUUGGCAUCUCAUUUUCUUGGAAUUUUGGCUUUAACUGUUGGUCCUGGGGAAAAAGCACAUGAAAUGUUGGAAGAAUUAGUGUCUCCUAUUACAGAGGCUCUUAAAUCUCGUUCUGAGACAUCUAAGAUAUCUUCGCUACUGGAGUGUUUGGCCAUUAUCACUUUUGUUGGAGGUGAAGAGGCAGAGGAAACAGACAAGUCAAUGCAAUUGAUGUGGCAAGUCAUUCAUCCAAAAAUUGGUCCUAAUGUAGCUACUGCUAAACCUUCACCACGAAUGAUAACUGCAAUGGUAUCUGCGUGGUCUUUCCUCCUUACUACCAUUGAUGGACGGGCAGUAAACCCAAAAAGCUGGCAAGGGUCAAUCUCUUACUUUUCAACUCUGCUGGACAAGGAUGACAGAGCUGUACGCAUUGCAGCUGGCGAAGCACUUGCUUUAGUUUUCGAAGUCGGGAGUCUUGAGAAGUUCUCUGUUGAAGAUAAAGGAUCUACUGACAGCUCCACAGAUGAAGCAAACAAAUCUAAGCAUAUUUUGCAUAUCCAAGGAUUAAGAGAGAAGGUCCUGAACCAGAUGAGAAGCCUUUCAGUAGAGGCCGGAGGCAAAGGAUCAGCCAAGAAGGACCUCAACAGCCAAAGAAACACAUUUCGAGAUAUCUUGGAAUUCCUUGAGGAUGGAUAUACUCCAGAGAGCUCAAUGAAGAUUGGUGGGGAGUCGCUUACCACAAGCACCUGGCGUCAACUGAUACAGUUAAACUUCCUAAAGCACUUCCUUGGAGGAGGUUUUGUGAAGCACAUGCAGGAAAAUGAAUUUCUUCAUGAUGUCGUUGGUUUCACACUGAAGAGAAAAUUGCUUUCGGGUGUUGGGCAUCGUGUAUCUGGAACAGAAAAG
This is a messenger RNA of Nicotiana tabacum (common tobacco), 1495 nucleotides long. The record is from RefSeq and is a predicted model, not a curated record. Lineage: Eukaryota; Viridiplantae; Streptophyta; Magnoliopsida; Solanales; Solanaceae.